Molecule: messenger RNA, 303 nt
Organism: Hevea brasiliensis (rubber tree)
Lineage: Eukaryota; Viridiplantae; Streptophyta; Magnoliopsida; Malpighiales; Euphorbiaceae
Exons: 2
Coding region: 1-303 (100 amino acids)
Biological process (GO): ribosomal large subunit biogenesis
Cellular component (GO): cytosolic large ribosomal subunit
Molecular function (GO): RNA binding; structural constituent of ribosome
Source: RefSeq, a predicted model, not a curated record
AUGUCGUUGAAGAGAUAUGUGAAGAUCGAGAAGGUAACUUUCAUUAACUAUGGUAAAGACUACAGGAAGCUCAGUGUCAUCGUCAAUGUCAUCGACCAGAACCGAGCUCCAAUCGAGACCCCUGAAAUGGUGAUGGGCAAAGAAGGCUAUCCAAAAAAGAUCGACGCAGUUGUCAUGAUGAGAAUUUUUGCCAGGAAAAUAAGGUCCAAAAAGAAAGCACAUUGGAAAUUUACCGGAGAAGGAAAGGUGGAAUGUCGAAAUGACAGGGUUACUUCCCUCGUAGAUAUAGGCCUAGUCAUUUAA